AUGAACGCACCCGAUGUUUCUCCUACCUAUCUCAGAGAUGCAGUGUCAGCCAUGUAUGCCGGUAUGUUAGUCCUCGAUCUUGUUCUCAAACCUAACACCAUAAUCUCUUUAGGUGGGACGGGGUCCACAAUGCUGAACUUUAUUAUGCACAUGCUUCGCAGAGGUCAAGUCACUGAGCUGAUACGGAGUACAGGCGUAAUGCAUACCAAUACUGCUGAGGACAUUUGGAACGGCUAUCAUAUUCCCAAAGGAACCAUCAUCAUUCCCAAUGUUGCAUUCAUGAUGCGAGACCCUCGUAUCUGGGGUGAUGAUGCCAAUGAUUUCAAACCGGAACGCUUCCUUGUAGAGUACAAUCCUCGAGCGAGCGCGCUGCCAGAUGUAGAAUCGGUGCCAUUUGGGUUCGGGAGAAGGUAUGCCAGUCCUCCCAGCUACCAAA
Acaulospora colombiana is the source of this 436-nucleotide messenger RNA. NCBI's taxonomy places the organism in Eukaryota, Fungi, Glomeromycota, Glomeromycetes, Diversisporales, Acaulosporaceae. The record is from the annotation of a GenBank genome assembly.